Molecule: messenger RNA, 846 nt
Organism: Hibiscus syriacus
Lineage: Eukaryota; Viridiplantae; Streptophyta; Magnoliopsida; Malvales; Malvaceae
Product: putative B3 domain-containing protein At2g27410
Exons: 1
Coding region: 1-846 (281 amino acids)
Molecular function (GO): DNA binding
Source: RefSeq, a predicted model, not a curated record
AUGGUUGAACUCCUGAGUCUUGAUGAUUUUAAGCACAUUGAUCCCAAUGGAGAUCCUUUCGAAUGGUUGCUUCAAAUAGCCAAAUUUGAGGGAGAGAAACUGCAGGAAAACCAUGAUCAUGGCCGUUCCAAUGGUUUCGAAUACAAUGCACAGCUACCUGAGUUUCUUUGCAAGAAAGAAAGCAUGGGGUUCGAAAAAAAUGGUGGGAAGAAAUCAAAACGCAAGUUGAAAGAAGAAGAUGGUGAUGGAGAUUGGGGAAGUGGACUGAAACCCAAGUUGAAAAGACGCAAAAAACAGAAACCCCAAUCCUCAAUCACAACACCCGACAUGCCGGACACUUUCAAACGGCACAUACUUGAAGAUGGUGAUCGAGAACGAGGAAGUGAACUGAAAUCCAAGUUGAAGAGAAUCAAGAAACAGAAACCCUCUUCUCCAAUCCCAACACCCGACAUGCCGGACAGAUUCAAACGGUACAUACUUGAAGACAUGGGUGGUUCUGGUUUGGUUCUAGUCAUUCAGAAGACCCUCUUUUUCUCCGACGUUAAUCAUACCGCCAGCCGCUUCUCCGUACCCUUCUCGCAAGUCAAAAGCCACGACUUUCUGACGAAAACAGAGGCUGAUGACUUGGCUCACAAGAAACCAAUGCAAGUGUGCUUCUUGGAUCCAUCGAUGGAGAAAACUACCAUGACUUUUAACAGGUGGGAUAUGGGGAAAAACUCACUCUACGUGAUGAUCGAAUCGUGGAACUCAGUAGUGGAGAGCAACAAACUCAAGAAGGACGAGAUUGUGCAAAUCUGGUCUUUCCGAAUGAAUUCAGAGCUAUGCUUCGCAUUAGUCAGAGUCUAA